UUUGUUAAGUAGCGCUGGAACGAAACAUUGACGUUUUGUUUGUGUGAAUCAGAAAUUCUUUUGUCAAUCGGUUUAAAAUUUCUCUAAAAAUAUGGCAGAUAUUCAAGUAGUUACCCAGGAUUUUGUUAAUGUGCACAUCACGAAGUCUGAUAGCGAAGAUGCUGCACCCGUCGAGAGAAGAUUCAAGAAGGGAAUUACUGUUAUGGACUUUAAGACUAAAUUGGAGCUCGUGACUGGCGGGUCCGCAGCCACCAUGAAGCUGAAGGUCUAUGACAAGAAGAACAGCUUUGUGUGUGACAUAGACAAUGAUGAUGCGCUGCUCGGCUCAUACCCUAUUGAUGAUGGCAUGAGGAUACAUGUCAUUGAUAAGUUUGCUUUGGUACAUGAUUUUGGGUCUUCAGACAGUGCGGAGAGGUUCCGUUUAUCAGAAGAGGAGUAUGAGAAGAAGGGUGACACUCUCCGUUCGUUCCUGCAACGUAACCGCCUCGGCAAGUACAAUGAGGAGGAGAUGAACAAGCUCAAGGAACAACAGCAGAAAGAACUUGAGGAUGAGGCCAAAAUCGCAGAGGCAGUGCUAGUAGGCGCUAGAUGCGAAGUCCGAGUGCCACAACAGCCCGUGCGCCGCGCCACCGUGCGGUACAACGGACCGCUCGACGGCGCUAAGGGACUGUGGAUCGGCGUGCAGUAUGAUGAACCGCGCGGAAAGAAUGAUGGCUCUGUGAACGGCAAGCGCUAUUUCACGUGUCCCCCAAAAUACGGGGGCUUUGUGAAACCUGUAUACGUGACAGUUGGGGACUUCCCAGAAGAGGAAUUUGAUUUGGAUGAUGAAAUAUGAUCGCUCAACAUUCACUGUCAAUUGCAUACAUAGGCCGCGGUAAACCAGGAGGUACAACAUUGUGUUUGUAUGCAGUAUUUUAUUUAAAUAACACCGCACUAUGAAUAUUAACUGACAUAUACGUAUACUAUGACAGCCCCUAGCUAGACCUACAAUAACAUUGUGCAAUAUAACAAUAAAAAUACUGCAUACUAAUAAUAAAAUACUGCAAUUUAAUUGUCCGUCUAAGCAGCGCCUCGAGAGGUUGACCUAUGCGGUUUGGUUCUUUAAUCGACAGGGUAUGUUAUUUCAUAGUUUGCGGUUUUCAUAUGUUGAAAUAGCCAUACAAGACUUGCUACAAACACAAUGAUGUAUGAACCUCCUUAUUAUAUUUUUGUAUUGAGCACUAUUAAGCUUGCUGGCGGGCUAAAUAUACACAUAGGCUUUAAUAUUAUGAUUUUAAAAAUCUAAUAAAUAAUGCUUUAUUUACGAUUA
Molecule: messenger RNA, 1309 nt
Organism: Helicoverpa zea (corn earworm)
Lineage: Eukaryota; Metazoa; Arthropoda; Insecta; Lepidoptera; Noctuidae
Gene: TBCB
Product: tubulin-folding cofactor B
Exons: 5
Coding region: 92-835 (247 amino acids)
Biological process (GO): post-chaperonin tubulin folding pathway; tubulin complex assembly; cytoplasmic microtubule organization
Cellular component (GO): microtubule plus-end; cytoplasm; nucleus
Molecular function (GO): alpha-tubulin binding; microtubule plus-end binding
Source: RefSeq, a predicted model, not a curated record